Messenger RNA from Manis javanica (Malayan pangolin), 2200 nucleotides. RefSeq names its product egl-9 family hypoxia inducible factor 2 (gene EGLN2). Gene Ontology annotation, biological process: peptidyl-proline hydroxylation to 4-hydroxy-L-proline; cellular response to hypoxia. Gene Ontology annotation, molecular function: peptidyl-proline 4-dioxygenase activity; L-ascorbic acid binding; ferrous iron binding. NCBI's taxonomy places the organism in Eukaryota, Metazoa, Chordata, Mammalia, Pholidota, Manidae. The record is from RefSeq and is a predicted model, not a curated record. Gene Ontology annotation, cellular component: cytoplasm; nucleus.
CGGGCGCGGUCACGUGCCCACCGGGCGAGGCGGGGGCGGAGCGUCGAGGGUGGUGGGGGCGGGGUAUGGCGCGCUGUGCGGCGCAGGGCGGCUGGCACAAACGGCGGCGCCGAGGCCGGAGGAAAGAGCUGGCCACCCUGACGGGUCCCUUCCCAAGCCCCUAGGGGCAGCAAAGGACUUGGGGACCAGCGAGAACCCCCAGGGCACGAGAAGAGCCUCUGCUGCCUGCCUGCCCUGCCUCACCCUGCCCCACACCAGGCCCAGCCGCCCCGGCCCCGGGCUGCAUCCAGUGGAGGAGGAGGAGGUGGAGGAGGGUGGCACCAUGGGCCCGGGCCGUGCCCUCCAUGCCCGGGGGAUGAAGACGCUGCUGCCAUGGACAGCCCGUGCCAGCCGCAGCCCCUGAGUCAGGCUCUCCCUCAGUUGCCGGUUUCUGUGCCAGAGCCCUUGGAGCCUGGCCGGGUCAGGAUGGGGGUGGAGAGUUACCUGCCCUGUCCUCUUCUACCCUCCUACCACGGUCCAGGAGCAUCUGGUGAGGCCUCGGCGGGGAGUGGGACCCCCAGAGCCACAGCCACUUCCACCACAGCUAGCCCCCUGCGGGAGGGCUUCGGUGGGCAGGAUGGUGGUGAGCUGCGGCCGCUGCAGAGUGAGGGUGCCGCGGCUCUGGUCACCAAGGGGUGCCAGCGACUGGCAGCCCAGGGUGCCCGACCUGAGGCCCCCAAACGGAAAUGGGCAGAAGAUGGUGGGGAUGCCCCCACAUCCAGCAAGCGGCCCUGGGCUGGGCAGGAGAACCAGGAGGCAGAGGGGGAGGGCAAGGGUGGCAUGGGCUGCAGCAGUGGCAGUGGCGAGGCCAGUGCUGGGCCGAGGGAGGAGGUGCUGCCUGCUGCACCUGAGCGCUUGGCCCUGGACUAUAUUGUGCCCUGCAUGCGGUACUAUGGCAUCUGCGUCAAGGACAGCUUCCUGGGGGCGGCACUGGGCAGCUGCGUGCUGGCUGAGGUGGAGGUCCUGAAGCGGGAUGGUCUCCUGCGUGAUGGGCAGCUAGUGAGCCAGCGGGCCAUCCCGCCACGCAGCAUCCGAGGGGACCAGAUUGCCUGGGUGGAAGGACACGAGCCAGGCUGCCGAAGCAUUGGGGUCCUCAUGGCCCACGUAGACGCUCUAAUCCGGCACUGUGCUGGGCGACUGGGUGGCUAUGUCAUCAACGGGCGCACCAAGGCCAUGGUGGCGUGUUACCCAGGCAACGGGCUGGGGUACGUGAGGCAUGUGGAUAAUCCCCACGGCGAUGGGCGCUGCAUCACCUGUAUCUAUUACCUGAAUCAGAACUGGGAUGUCAAGGUGCACGGUGGCCUGCUGCAGAUCUUUCCUGAGGGCCGCCCUGUGGUAGCCAACAUCGAGCCACUCUUUGACCGGCUGCUCAUUUUCUGGUCUGACCGGCGGAACCCCCAUGAGGUGAAACCAGCGUAUGCCACCAGGUAUGCCAUCACUGUCUGGUAUUUUGAUGCCAAGGAGCGCGCAGCAGCCAAAGACAAGUAUCAGCUAGCAUCAGGACAGAAAGGUGUUCAAGUUCCUGUAUCACAGCCAACUACACCCACCUAGUGGCCGGCCCUGAGCUGCGUGGACAGGCAGCUUGCCCCGACUGCUGGAGUGUCCCCGGCCCUGUGCUGCUGAACCAGCAGCCCACCAUUCUUGGUGCCUGCUCCUUCCCUGCCACCACCACUGCUUCCAGCUUUGCCUCUGUCCUGUCCUGCCUGGUGUGGAGGGCUCUGUCCAUUGCUGAGGACCAAGGAGGAGGAGAGACCUCUGCUGCCCUGUGAUGGAGGCCAGGGCUGUGACACAGGCAGGGGCCAGUAGUGGGGCUACCAUUACUGGAGCUUGGGGCCUGUGUCCUGCCCUGUCUGGUCAUGCCCCUUACAGGUGUGGAAAGCUGGAAGGAGGCAUUGCCACCUCCCACCAGGAUGCAGGAUUUGGGGUUGGGGUGAGUCAUGGCCUCUUGCUGGGAAAGGUUUGUGUGUGGGGGAUAAUUUCCACGGCCCCCCCACCCCGACUUCUCCAGUCUGGAAUGUGAAGUGACUCCCCAAACCCUUGGACCAUGGCACCUUUUGGACUAGAAUGCCACUGCUUGGGUAGGAUAAAAGGUGCAGGUAGGAGCAUGGGUGUGAAAGUCCUGUCAGCCAAGAAAGAAAUAAAAGUUUACCUCAGAGCUGCA